AAGACGGGUCCUCUUAAUGCUCUCCCAAAAAAGAGAUUCCACACCUUUUCACAAUGACUUAACAAACCCCACCCAGUGGAACAUUCUUCCUAAUUUCUCAUGUAGAGCAGCUUUACCUACUAAGUCCUGUAGCCAACCUGUUGAUCAUUUUUCUGGCUGAACUGCAACAUCCCCCAGCUGUCUACCUUCUGGGUGUUGGGGUGGGAAUCUGGGGUCUGUCCCCCUUCUUUGGAUUUUCUGCUUUUCUCCCACUUCCCCCAGCACAGUGGAUGUAGGGCAAGGAUGUUAUGCUGGGAGUGAAGCAAAUGAUUGUGCAGUUACUGGGAAGAAAGGAUUUUGUUGUGAGUCGAUUUUUGCCUUCCCAGUACACUAUACACACAAGAAUCCUAACACAGGAGACUAUUACCUUUGGUAGCAUUACAUAACCAUAGAUUGAUCAUUACAUCCAUCCACACCAUUAUGAAAACCUAUAUUCAUCAAGCAUUGACAGUGCCCAAACCCUUAGGUUCCUGAGCACUUCCCAACAUUGCCCCAUAUACUCAGACCAAGAAAGCAGGUAUUAUUUUUAUCCCCAAUAUACAGAUGAACAGGCAGGUUGUGACAGGUAAUGUGGCAGGUGGCAGAGUGAGGAUUGACAUCUAGGUAAGCCAAUUCCAUUGCUUUAGUGCCUAAACCCUGGACUUUACAGCACUUGCAGCUUUGACUUCAGCUGGCCCUUCUGCCCUCACCACAGAAUUUAACUUGCCUGAAGCAAAAAAACUCAUUUUCAUGUGGUGAGCAAAUCACCUUGAGGAGUGCAGCCAUCUCCCAGCUCCCCGCCCCUGCUGAGUAGCUGCAUGUAGCCAUCUUCCAUCCUCAUCUCCAGUUGAGCUGGCUGGCAGAGACUGACUGCUCCUGCCAAGCCCCGCCCAAGAUGCAGAAUGGGCCAGGCUGACAGAGGAGCACCUCUUUCUUUCCAUAUCCAUAAGGCAGCUCACAAUCAGACAUGCCCAGACACAAGAGGGUCCUGACCUGACGAGGCCCAGAGAGAACGAUUCGUCUAACUACCCCUGGUCCUGGCUCGCGCCAGUCCUUCUAUGCUGUCCUCAAGCCCAGCUUCCUGCACAUCUCCCAACCCCGAUGGGGAGAACUCGAGUAAGAAAGUCCACUGGACUUCUGGGAGGAGGAGGACGUCAUCCACAGACUCAGAAUCAAAGUCCCACGCCGACCCCUCCAAAGUGUCCAGGUCCCGGAGACCCAGCCGGCUGACGGUGAAGUACGACCGGGGGCAGCUCCAGCGCUGGCUGGAGAUGGAGCAGUGGGUGGACGCGAAAGUUCAGGAGCUCUUCCAGGAUCAACCCACUCCUUCUGAGCCUGAGAUUGACCUGGAGGCUCUCUUGGAACUAUCCACAGAGGAACAGAAGACUCACUUGGAGGCUAUUCUCCGAAACUGCCCCCGCCCCACAGAGCCUUUUAUCUCUGAGCUGCUCAGUGAACUCAAGAAACUCCGGAGACUCAGUCGGCCUCAGAAAUAAGCCUUGUGAGACUACCUUCAGCAGCCUCAGCAUGCCAGGCUGUCCCUGAACCUUUGAAUCCUGGGCUGAUAGGACACAGGUGAUAGCUCCAUGGAACACAGACAAGGAACGUGGAAGAUGAGGAGAGACAUUUGGAUAUUCCUAGUGUAUCUGCAGUCAUAGCUGGGCUUUCUGGAAGCCAUUCAUGGCUGUUGCCUGGUACUCUCCUUGGCAGCCAAGUGGAUAAAACCUUUGGGAGUGUCAGCUGAA
Messenger RNA from Mustela erminea (ermine), 1763 nucleotides. It is a transcript of the gene PPP1R14D, whose product is annotated as protein phosphatase 1 regulatory inhibitor subunit 14D. Bases 1077 to 1514 code for a protein of 145 amino acids. Gene Ontology annotation, cellular component: cytoplasm. Gene Ontology annotation, molecular function: protein serine/threonine phosphatase inhibitor activity. Gene Ontology annotation, biological process: regulation of phosphorylation. The transcript is spliced from 7 exons. The record is from RefSeq and is a predicted model, not a curated record. NCBI's taxonomy places the organism in Eukaryota, Metazoa, Chordata, Mammalia, Carnivora, Mustelidae.